Phlebotomus argentipes is the source of this 489-nucleotide messenger RNA. RefSeq names its product small ribosomal subunit protein mS37. Gene Ontology annotation, molecular function: RNA binding. The record is from RefSeq and is a predicted model, not a curated record. The transcript has a single exon. Bases 73 to 432 code for a protein of 119 amino acids. Gene Ontology annotation, cellular component: mitochondrial ribosome; mitochondrion; nucleoplasm. NCBI's taxonomy places the organism in Eukaryota, Metazoa, Arthropoda, Insecta, Diptera, Psychodidae. Gene Ontology annotation, biological process: mitochondrial translation.
CGGGGAAAGAGUGCAGAAAGUGAGGUUAGGGAGUGGUUGCCGAACAGCUGAGAAGUUGAGAAGUGCAGGAAAAUGAGGAUUCCGUCGGUUGCGCUGCUGAACCGGGUUCCGCAGCAGAAUGAGGGCAAGGUGCCGUUCAAGGAGAUGAUGCCGAUGCGCCUGAGGGACAGCGUGAGUGGCAAAGGUGGGCAGGACAGCAACGUCGCCUGUCUGCACGAGAUGUCCGUGGUGUUCGCCUGCCUCAAGGGGGCGGACUUCAACGAGAGUGCCUGCGCCAGGGAGAUCGGCAGCCUGAAGAAGUGCUACAAAGUCUUCCUGGAGACGAAGGCGAAGAACAAGGCGGAAGACAAGGCGGGAACUGUCGUGACCGGGAGGAAUUUGAACUACAAGCAGCUCAACAAGUACCUCAGACUCUUCCCGCAGCCCAAGUGAGGCUUUGGGGCUGUUGGAUUGUUAGGCAUAAGGAUAGUGAAUAAAUUGCAGGUAAAA